UUGCGAAACCCAUACUAACAUGGUUGAAAUAAAGAGCGGCAACAGCAACGGCAGCCAAGAUGGGGACAGCUUCCAUCCUGCCCCACAGUGGCUGACCGAGUCCUAUGUGGAAACUAUUCUCCGGCACCAUAAGCAGGACGGGGGGCUGAGCAUCAGAGACCUAAAUAUUAAGCCAGCGACGGCCAAAGGCGACAAUUAUGCCAGCAUAAUGACCAGGAUCAAAGUCACCUACAUCCCAGGCGGAAGCACGCAAAGCGAAACGGAGUUCUUCAUUGUGAAGACCACCUAUGAGAACGAUCCGUUCAUAUCCAACAUCUUCGCCAGCUACCAAGCGAGCUACACGGAAAUGGUCAUGUACGACAAGAUCCUCCCACAGCUAACCCUCCUCCUGGAGGGCACCUCGCAGUCGGAGAAGCUGUUUGCCAAGACGAUUCACGUGGACUACGAGCAUUCGGCCAUCAUCUUCGAGGACCUCGCUGUACUGAACUACGUGCUGGGCGACCGCUUGACCGGCUUCGACUUGGAACACACAAAGCUGGUGCUCCGAAAGCUGGCCAAGAUGCACGCCUGCUCUUCAGUGCUUAAUGAGCGCCAGCCCGGACUGCUCACCAAACUGGAUCACGGCAUUUUCAAUCGUCACACCCGAGGAUUCUCGCCCAUGUUUGAGAGCCUGUUGGGCAUGGCCGCAGACUUUGCCGGGCAGUGUCCAGAGCUGGGCAAGGUAUACGAGGACAAGCUGAGAGCCCUGCAGAAGCAUGUGAUGGAAUAUACGGAGAAAGUCUACGACCCACAAGAAAACGAGUUCAACACCCUAACUCACGGCGAUUUGUGGACAAACAAUAUAAUGCUGAGAAAAAAGACUGUUCACAGCCAGCUGGACUUGCUUCUGAUUGACUUUCAGUUCUCAGCCUGGGCUCCGCCUGUCGUGGAUCUCUUUUACUUCUUCUACACCUCACUCCGGCCUGAGGUGCGCAACAACCACUUGAGCGCCCUGAUCCAAUACUAUCACAAGGUGCUGGUGGAUACCCUGCGGGAACUGAAGUUUGGCGGCUAUACACCCACGCUCAGGCAGUUGGUGUUGCAGCUCGAAAAGGGAAAAUUCAUGGCUGUCACCGCAUGUCUGACCUGCCAGGCCAUAAUGCUCAACGAAGAAACGAAGGAUGCCGACUUCAAUGGGCUCAUGGUGGACGAUGAACGUGGUCGAAACUUCAGAAGAUCUAUGUACAGCAACAAGAGGCUUCAAGAUAUUAUUAUAAAAUGGCUACCCGAGUUCGAUCGCAGUGGUCUGCUAGACUUGGUGGAACAAAAUUAAUAAAUAUUUUAAUAUUUAAAAU
Messenger RNA from Drosophila arizonae, 1334 nucleotides. RefSeq lists its product as uncharacterized. Lineage: Eukaryota; Metazoa; Arthropoda; Insecta; Diptera; Drosophilidae. The record is from RefSeq and is a predicted model, not a curated record.